AACCAAACUAAGGUCCAAAAUAAAGCAUUGAUUGCAAUCUGAGACUGAAAUUAUCUUUCAGAUUAAAUUUUACUGUACUAGCUAUCAUUGGUUGCACAAUGCACACUGAUUGAGCAAAAGCAUAUUACUCACACAUUCACCUUUCUCACCCACUUGUAGUCACAGUAUUCAGCUAAACAAUGUUGCCAAGAAGUAGAACACUUCCUAGCAGAAUCCACCAUGGAGUUAUAGAAGAGAGGUAUGAUAUCAGACACUACUUAGAAGUGGAAGCACGGCCCGAAAUCCGAACGGAGACAGAAGCAAUCACCAUUGAGCCUAAUUAUUCCAAGUGCUUUGAUGAUGAUGGUCGUCUCAAGAGAACAGGAACAUUUUGGACAGCAACUGCUCAUAUCAUCACCGCUGUGAUAGGCUCGGGAGUUCUUUCAUUGGCAUGGGCAAUAGCUCAGCUUGGCUGGGCUAUUGGACCUAUUGUCAUGAUUCUUUUCGCCGGUGUGAAUCUAUACACUUCAAGCUUACUAACACAGUGUUACAGGACAGAUGAUUCUGUUACUGGACAGAGAAAUUACACUUACACUAAUGCAGUAAAGUCUAUCUUAGGAGGAAAAAAGGUCAGAAUAUGUGGUUUGAUACAAUAUGUGAAUCUGUUUGGGAUUGCAAUUGGAUACACUAUUGCUGCCUCAGUUAGUAUGAUGGCCAUAAAAAGGUCGAAUUGUUACCACGAGAGUCAUGGAAAAGAUCCGUGUCAUAUGUCAAGCAAUUGGUACAUGAUAACAUUUGGUAUAGCAGAAGUGAUACUUUCCCAAAUCCCAGACUUUGAUCAAGUAUGGUGGCUAUCCAUAGUUGCAGCUAUCAUGUCCUUCACUUAUUCUGCGGUUGGAUUGGGUCUAGGAGUGGCAAAAGUAGCAGAAAAUAGAACUUUCCAAGGAAGCUUGAUGGGGAUUAGCAUUGGCACAGUGACACAAGCUGGAACAGUCACUGGCACACAGAAAAUAUGGAGAAGUUUACAAGCUCUAGGAGCAAUGGCUUUUGCAUACUCCUUUUCCAUUAUCCUCAUUGAAAUUCAGGACACCUUAAAGUCUCCUCCUGCUGAGGACAAAACCAUGAGAAAGGCCACUAUGGUGAGCAUCAUUGUUACUACAGUAUUUUAUAUACUCUGUGGAAGCAUGGGAUAUGCCGCCUUUGGCGAUCAUGCACCUGGAAAUCUCUUGACUGGUUUUGGAUUCUAUAACCCUUAUUGGCUUCUUGACAUUGCCAACUUUGCAAUUGUUGUGCAUCUAAUUGGAGCAUACCAGGUAUUUUCCCAGCCUUUAUUUGCAUUUGUUGAGAAGUGGAGUGCACGUAAGUGGCCAAAAAACAAUUUUGUGACAGCAGAAUAUGAAAUACCAAUUCCCUUCAUUGGAAUGUACCAACUCAACUUGUUCCGGUUAAUAUGGAGGACCAUUUUUGUGCUAUUGACAACCAUCACAGCCAUGUUAUUACCAUUUUUCAAUGAUGUAGUUGGAAUACUUGGAGCUUUUGGAUUCUGGCCCUUAACAGUUUACUUUCCAAUUGAUAUGUACAUUUCACAAAAGAAGAUUGGAAAAUGGACUAAUAGGUGGAUUGCACUUCAAAUACUUAGUGGAUGUUGUCUCAUCAUUUCAAUAUUAGCUGCUGUUGGAUCCAUUGCUGGGGUUGUUUUGGAUCUCAAGACUUAUAAGCCAUUUAAAACUAGUUAUUAAGUGAAAAGAAGAAGACUUCAUCUGUAAGAACAACAGUAUUAUGAAAAGUAUAAUUUCAUAAUAUUUUUCAUAUGGAUGUAUAGGGACACCGACACUUAUCAUUACACUUAAUUAUGUCAUUUUCUAAAAUUAUUAUCGGUGUUGAUGUGUCAAUAUCUAUGUCGUGUCCAUUACACUUAAUUAUGUCAUUUUCUAAAAUUAUUAUCGGUGUUGAUGUGUCAAUAUCUAUGUCGUGUCCAGUGUUCGUGCUUCAUAGAUGUAUACAUAUCUAUGUGCAAGUAGCACUUUGAAGUUACAAUGAAUAAUUUCUAUUGCACCUAUUGAUUGUA
Trifolium pratense (red clover) is the source of this 2047-nucleotide messenger RNA. RefSeq names its product amino acid permease 4-like. NCBI's taxonomy places the organism in Eukaryota, Viridiplantae, Streptophyta, Magnoliopsida, Fabales, Fabaceae. Gene Ontology annotation, cellular component: plasma membrane. The coding region runs from base 180 to 1718 and encodes 512 amino acids. The transcript has 8 exons. The record is from RefSeq and is a predicted model, not a curated record.